AUGGAUCUCCCUUCAAAUAUCUCCGCCGGCACCAUGGCCCUCCUGCGGUUAACGGGGGAGAGGACCCGCGAAUGCCAGCAAGACCGCAGGCGCCUCGAGCAUGAGAUGCACGAUCUCGAGGGUCGUCUCGAGGAGGCGGAGAAACACUUGGAGGCAAUCAAGGUUCUUGCUCUUUCUCUGAAGUCUCUUGGAUUCUUUGCUGAAACAAGAACGAGCGACAGGGAGUUAUCCAAGUGCAUAAAGGACAAGGAGGAUAUAGAUUUGAAGUGCGCCAGGAUGAAGAAGGAUAUGGAGAAAGCUCUCAGGGCGCAAGAAAUCCAGAAAUUAUGGGGCACCAAUGAGUCGUUGAUGAUCGGUAACAAAGAUCCUGGAGGACAGUAUAUGCUCCCAGGUUACUCCUACGUGCCACCGACAUGGCGGCCGUCGAGUCAAGAGCUGGCAUGCCCCUGGCUGGCCCCUGCCAAGGUUCGAAAGGAUCCAUGCAAGGGCAAGAAGACUCUUGCGCCGCCGCCGCCGCCGCCGCCGCCACCGCCGCCGCAGCUUCGGCCACCAGUCAUAACCUACACCGAGUCGCCCAAGGUCAUCCACACCAGCCCCUGCGACUUUAAGGAGCUGGUGCAACGCCUCACUGGUGCCCCCCCCUCCUCCUCGUCCUCCUCCUCCUCUUCUGCCAAUGCUGCUGCUUCCCGGUCGCCUUCUAAUGCUAAUACCGUUGGAGCAGCAGGGCCCUCCGCUGACGAGGGGCCGAGAAAGGGCGGAGAGGAUGUAAUCGAUCAACUAGGAAUUGAUGAUGGCGUGUCUGACUUCUUGUCCAUGGACCUGAAUUUUGACUCAUUCCUUGAGGAUCAUGCCUUCUGGGCAAAUUUGGAAGAUAUAAUAUGA
Molecule: messenger RNA, 882 nt
Organism: Phoenix dactylifera (date palm)
Lineage: Eukaryota; Viridiplantae; Streptophyta; Magnoliopsida; Arecales; Arecaceae
Source: RefSeq, a predicted model, not a curated record